Molecule: messenger RNA, 2169 nt
Organism: Closterium sp. Naga37s-1
Lineage: Eukaryota; Viridiplantae; Streptophyta; Zygnematophyceae; Desmidiales; Closteriaceae
Source: the annotation of a GenBank genome assembly
AUGGUGACGUCAGCGGUUAUCUACUGGGCUCUUCACGCGCUCUCAUUGGUGGUUCACAUCCGUGACGUAUGCGUGAUGACUGCUCCGUUCUUCGCGUCUAACACCGCCAUGGUCGCCUAUUUCUUCGGAAAGGAGAUCCGCGAUUCGGGAACCGGCCUUAUCGCAGCGAUCUUCCUGGCCAUCUGCCCGGGUUACAUUUCGCGAUCCGUCGCAGGAUCGUACGAUUACGAGUGCAUUGCGAUUUUCGCGAUGAUCCUCACGUUCUUCCUCUUCGUGAAGGCCGUUAACACCGGCUCUCUCGCCUGGGCUGCCGGCGCCGCGCUCACUUACUUUUACAUGGCAGCAUCAUGGGGAGGCUACAUCUUUAUUAUCAAUCUGAUUCCGAUCUACGUGGUGGUGCUGCUGAUCACGGUUCGCUACACCCCUCGGCUCUAUAUCGCGUACAACGCGUUUUACAUCAUCGGAAUGCUGCUGGCGAUGCAAAUCCGCUUCAUCGGCUUCCAGCACGUGCAGUCCAGCGAGCACAUGGCGGCUCUCGGCACCUUCUGCCUCAUCCAGGUGUUUUACUUCGUGGACUGGGUGAAGCACCAGCUGGCGGACCCGAAGCUCUUCCGCACCUUCCUGCGCGUCGUCGUCUUCUCCUUCGGUGGCGUCGGCUCCCUCGCUUUCGCUGUUGGCAUGGCCACCGGCUACAUCUCGCCGUGGACGGGGCGGUUCUACUCGCUGCUGGACCCCACGUACGCCAAGGACAACAUCCCCAUCAUUGCGUCCGUGUCGGAGCACCAGCCCACCGCCUGGUCCUCCUUCUUCUUCGACUUCCACAUCCUCCUCAUCCUCUUCCCCGCUGGGCUCUACUUCUGCUUCAAGCGUCUGAACGAUGCGUCCAUGUUUGUGAUCAUCUACGGGCUGACAGCCAUGUACUUCGCGGGCGUCAUGGUGCGCCUCAUCCUCGUCGCCACGCCCGCCCUCUGCCUGCUCGGCGCCGUCGCCGUCAGCGCCUCCCUCUCCCGCCUCUCCGCCAUCGCCCGCGAGAAGACCCCUGAGCCUGCUGCCAGUGCCGCUGCUGCUCCCAGCUCUGGGAAGCUGUCUGGGAAGGCGAGGGACAAGCUGAAGGUGAGUGGGGAUGCAUGGACGGAACACUGGGCUUGCCAUGUGUCUGUAGCAGCCCUGGCUUCUUGUAUUCAUGCGACUCACCCUUCUCUCCCUUUUAUCUUUGCGUCUCAACCGCUGCCACUCCCCUUCCGCCCGCGCCCGCCCUCGGCUCGCCACAGGGGUGCGCAGGACAGCUCGCUGCCGUACCAGAAGGAGGGCGCGGUGGUGCUGAUAGCGGGGAUAUUCUUCUGCCUCAUCAGCUUCGCGCGGCACUGCACGUGGGUGACGUCAGAGGCGUACUCGUCCCCGUCCAUUGUGCUCAUGGCCCGCCAGCACAACGGCGACCGUGUCAUCUUUGAUGACUUCCGUGAGGCCUACUUCUGGCUCAAACACAACACCAAGCCCGACGCCAAGGUGAUGUCAUGGUGGGACUACGGGUAUCAGAUCACGGCGAUGGCGAACCGCACAGUGAUAGUGGACAACAACACGUGGAACAACACGCACAUCGCCACUGUGGGGCGCGCCAUGGCCUCCUACGAGGAGCAGGCGUAUGGCAUCAUGCAGCAGCUGGACGUGGAUUACGUGCUCGUGGUGUUCGGUGGGGUCACAGGGUACUCGUCCGAUGAUAUCAACAAGUUCCUGUGGAUGGUGCGUAUCGGAGGGGGUGUGUUCCCGGACAUUAAGGAGCCGGACUAUCUCAACAAUGGGGACUAUCGUACCGACGCCAAUGGCUCGCCCAAGAUGCUCAACUGCCUCAUGUACAAGAUGUGCUACUACCGCUUUGGCGAGCUGCAAACGGAAUAUGGCAAGCCAACCGGGUGGGACCGAGCACGAGGGUACGAGAUAGGCAACAAGGACAUAGAGCUGGAGUACAUUGAAGAGGCGUUCACCCUCCCCUCAUCUGCCUUUCCCCCCUCGUUGUCUCCUCCCCCCUUCACCUCACACAGGUGGGACCGGGCGCGCGGGUACGAGAUAGGCAACAAGGACAUCGAGCUGGAGUACAUCGAGGAGGCGUUCACGUCGGCCAACUGGAUCGUGCGCAUCUACCGCGUCAAGCAGCCCGACAACCGCUGGUAG